Messenger RNA from Recurvomyces mirabilis, 1149 nucleotides. RefSeq lists its product as uncharacterized. The transcript has 2 exons. NCBI's taxonomy places the organism in Eukaryota, Fungi, Ascomycota, Dothideomycetes, Mycosphaerellales, Teratosphaeriaceae. The coding region runs from base 1 to 1149 and encodes 382 amino acids. The record is from RefSeq and is a predicted model, not a curated record.
AUGACACAGACAUACACCUUCUCGCCGAUAACAGCGACAGACCGAGCUGGACUAGUAUGGGUGGCCGCCAUCCUGAGCUUGAUGUUCAGCGUCCUGACACUUGCGACUAGGAUCCAGAUCAAGCUACACACACUUGGAUUGGACGACUACUGUAUAUGCGCCGGCACACUUGUGGCCAUUGGACAAUAUGUCGCAACCUACAUUGGCCUUCACAAUGGAGUCGGGAUCAGCAGCUCACUUAUGGCUCAGCAGAAGGCAUAUCAGCUCGGAGAGAUCUUGGUCGCAACGCAGAUCAUGUAUAUCCUGGCCUUAGCAUUGAGCAAGCUCAGUGUUGUGUUCUUCAUGAAGCGGUUGUUCACGCGCGAUCACAUCAAGGCUUGGUGGGCAUGCAACGCGGCGCUAGUCUUGACGAUCGUCUGGGGCAUUGGCAGCUGUCUGAUAGCGACAGUUGAUUGCGGACCUUCGAAUGUGCUCUACGGGAGUGCGAGAUGCUCUGGCAAGUUGAUACGAUGGGGCAUAAUCAUCGGCACCGGCGCUGCGAUAGAUAUCCUCUACGUCGGACUUGCGGUUGCGCUGGUGUGGCCAUUACAAAUGAGUACAUACAUCAAAGCAACAGUCGUCUUCGCUUUCGCCUUCCGCCUGAUCUGCGUAGUCUUCGCUGCUAUGCACGGACUAUACAUUGGGCGAUACGUUCACGCUGCAGAUCCUGGUCUGGCCAUAGCAUACGUGCUGGUAUGGCAGCAAGUCGAGCUGGGCUAUGCGCUCAUGGCAGCGACGAUACCGACUUUAAAGAGCUUCAUUCGUGGAUACAACAAAGCUAUGGGAUUCGAGGCAUCGUAUGAGGACAAGCGAGGAUUAGGAGGUGGCUAUAACCUGCGCUCAUACGGCCGCUCGGGAAACAUGAGUCACAACAACUCGGGACUGCGGUCGAAGCAGCAUCGUUCGCGGGUAGGAGCAGAACCUGAGCAGAUGGACGAUCACGAUUUGCGGCCACGAGACGGCGAAUAUCGCGCAGGAGCAUAUCAUGACCCGGUCCGGAAAGUGAGGCGACAGACUAGUACGGGUUCUGGCGACAGUGAGGACCCCAUCAUCAGGCGUGACGUGAUGGUCACGAUUGAGAGCCAGAGGGCUUCUGGGGCGGUCAUGUAA